GUACGGAUCUGUCUACGUAAAUAAUUCUAUAAAUUUCAAUCGGUUCUUAUCGAUGUCGAUCAAUUUUCAAAACAUCAAUCGAUUAAACGUUUUAGCGAAUUUUUUUUCGGGCAAUGUUUUACCCAUAACUUCAGACGGAUCUGAAUUAUCCUUACUUUCCAAAUUAUAUGCCAUUUUUACUUGGAUAAUAGUAUUAAUAUAUACAAGUGGUUGCGUCAUUGGAAUAUUUCGUGUGCCCAAAGAAUAUGCCUUGAAAGAAUCUACAGUGAAUUUAAUAAUCAUCCUUGAGAUUUUCUUUAAUCUUUUUCAUAUGUACCGCCAAAGGAAUCUUUUGAAACGAUUGAUCGGGAAUUACAAUUUUUUAUUUUCUGUCGAUAAUGAUUUAUUAAAAACCAUUGUUGUAACUUACGUUGGACCCGUAGAAAAAAUGUUGAAAUUUUAUACGAUUACCGAAGUCUCUACGGUUGUACUUUGGGUCUCAACGGGAUUUAUAACGUUCUUUCAAAAAGAAGAAUUCGUACAUGAGGAUUACGUUCUACCAAUUAGUUUCUCCGAGGAAUCAAUCUCACGUAAUGUUUAUAUCAUUAAUGUUAUCAUUGAAAUAUUCGGAUCUUUUUAUGUGAUUUUGAAAAAGGUCAGUACUGAUAUAUACACUUUGCAUUUAAUACUAUUGUUAACAUCGCAAUACAAGUAUAUGAGAAUAAAAUUCGGGAUGGUAUUUCGAAGAAAAGAUAAUUCUUUAAAAUCGAAAUAUCUAAGUGAUCAUGUUAUCGAAAAAGAACUUGAUUCGUUGUUUCAUCAUCAUUCCGUCGUUGUCCGGUAAGUCGGCCGUUUAUUUCGUUAAAAAUUAUUUUUUUUUCUUUUUUUUUUUUUUUUUUUUUUUUUGAAAAUCACACAGACACACGCUAAUGCAUCGUAGUAAAUUUCUUGC
Messenger RNA from Vespa crabro (European hornet), 931 nucleotides. RefSeq lists its product as uncharacterized. The record is from RefSeq and is a predicted model, not a curated record. Lineage: Eukaryota; Metazoa; Arthropoda; Insecta; Hymenoptera; Vespidae. The coding region runs from base 53 to 823 and encodes 256 amino acids. The transcript has a single exon.